This is a messenger RNA of Carica papaya (papaya), 3823 nucleotides long. NCBI's taxonomy places the organism in Eukaryota, Viridiplantae, Streptophyta, Magnoliopsida, Brassicales, Caricaceae. The record is from RefSeq and is a predicted model, not a curated record.
AUGUUGUUUUGGUGGUUAAAUCCGGUAUUGAAGAAAGGUAGAGAGAAAAUCCUCGAGGACGAAGAUAUCCCCCAACUGCGGAAGUUGGAUGAAGCAGAGACAUGUUAUUCUGUGUAUAGUGAGAAACGUGGCCAACAAAAGCAUGAGGAAUCACCUGAAACACCAAUUUUGUUAUCAAUAAUUCUUAGCUCCCACAAAAGGGGCAUUCUGGUUUCAGGGUUGUUCGCUUUGAUGAAGGUUCUUACUCUGUCAACUGGGCCAUUGUUUCUUAAAGCCUUUAUUCGUGUAGCUGAGGGUAAAGAAGAUUUUAAGUACGAGGGCUACAUGCUGACAAUUGGCCUGCUUGUUGUAAAAUGCUUAGAAUCAUUAUCAGAGAGACAAUGGUACUUUAGGACUAGACUGAUUGGACUCCAAGUAAGAUCUAUGCUAUCUGCAGCAAUCUAUAGAAAGCAAUUACUCCUCUCAAAUGCCGCUAAAAUGACUCAUUCUCCAGGUCAGAUAGUGAACUAUGUAACAGUUGAUGCCUAUAGAAUUGGUGAAUUCCCAUUUUGGUUUCAUCAAAUAUGGUCAACAUGCCUUCAGCUCUGCCUUGCAUUAGCUAUUGUCUACUAUUCAAUGAGAAUGGCAACUGUUGCAGCUCUAGUUGCUGUCAUAUUGACAGUGCUUGCAAGUUCUCCUCUUGUCAAGUUGCAGCAUAAAUAUCAGACAAAGCUCAUGACAGCUCAAGAUAAAAGAUUAAUGGCCACCUCGGAGGCAUUUGAAAACAUGAAGAUCCUCAAACUUUAUGCUUGGGAAACACAUUUCAAGAAUCUCAUAGAAGGGUUGAGGACAGAAGAAUCUAAAUGCCUGUUAGAAAUUAUGUUGCAAAGGGGUUACAAUCUGGUUUUGUUUUGGUCAUCUCCCAUUUUCGUAUCAGCUGUCACCUUCUGGACAUGCUACAUUCUAGGAAUUUCACUCACUACUGCUAAUGUUUUCACAUUUCUAGCUAGUUUGCGUAUUCUUCAGGAGCCAAUAAGGCUGAUCCCUGAUGUUGCCGGAGCCUUCAUUGAAGCAAAAGUUUCUUUGUCUCGGAUAGUCAGGUUUCUUGAUGCACAAGAAUUGGAAAACAGAAAUACAAGGCAAGGGUGCAGUUACACACAACUCAAUUACUCAAUUUUUAUAAGGUCCACUGAGAUUUCCUGGGAAAUUACUUCUUCAUCAAAAGCCACAUUGAGGAAUAUAAAUUUGGUCGUUAAGCCAGGAGAAAAGAUUGCUAUAUGUGGAGAAGUUGGCUCAGGCAAAUCAACACUUUUAGCUGCUGUUCUAGGGGAAGUUCCAAAAAUUAGUGGGGUGGUAAGUCACUUAGCUAAUGUGCAUGGAAAAAUAGCAUAUGUUUCUCAGACUGCUUGGAUCCAGACAGGGACUAUACAAGAAAAUAUUCUAUUUGGAGCAGUCAUGGAUCCAGUAAAGUACCAUAAAGUUCUCGAAAAGUGUUGUCUGGUAAAAGAUCUUGAGAUGCUUCCAUAUGGGGACCAGACUGGUAUAGGAGAAAGAGGAGUUAAUUUGAGUGGUGGACAGAAGCAGCGAAUCCAGCUAGCAAGAGCACUUUAUCAGGAUGCAGAUAUCUAUCUCCUUGAUGAUCCCUUCAGCGCUUUAGAUGCACAAACUGCCACGAGUCUAUUUAAUGAAUAUGUCAUGGGAGCUCUAUCGGGGAAGACAGUCUUGCUGGUGACACACCAAGUUGAUUUUUUGCCAGCUUUUAAUUCUAUCCUGUUGAUGUACGGUGGGGAAAUUGUAAAAGCUGCUACAUACGAUCAGCUGCUUGCUUCUAGUCAAGAGUUUCAAGACCUUGUCAAUGCACAUAAUAAGAUUAACACCCAGAAGACUGUUGAUUCUACUGCUGAUAUUAGAUCUACAACUUCCAAAAAAGAGAUCCCAUAUACUAGAGAACAGCUUGAAGCACCUUUAGGAGAUCAAUUGAUUAAGCAAGAAGAAAGAGAAACAGGAGACACUGGCCUCAAGCCUUAUCUGCAAUAUCUCCAUCAGAGCAAUGGUUUCAUUUACUUCACCCUAGCGAUUGUGUUACACAUGAUAUUCAUAGUGGGUCAAAUGUUACAGACAUACUUGUUGGCUGUUGACCUUAACAAUUCUCAUGUAGACAAAUCGAAAUUGCUGAUUAUUUAUUCAGUCACUGGGUGUGCCUUGGCAGUCUUUUUGCUCCUCAGAUCUUUUUCAAUAGUCUUUUUAGGUUGUGGAGCAUCAAAAUCUAUUUUUGUUAAAUUGCUUGGCUCUCUUUUUCGUGCACCAAUGUCUUUUUAUGACUCAACGCCUUUGGGAAGGAUACUAAGUAGGGUUUCUUCUGAUUUGAGUAUAGUGGACAACGAAGUGGCUUUUAAGCUAACACUUACAUUUGGGACAACUAUGAAUACCUAUUCCAGCUUCCUUAUUCUAGCUGUUCUUACCUGGCCGGUCCUAUUUGUCAUAUUACCAAUGGUCUAUCUAAGUGUGUACUUGCAGAGGUAUUAUUCUGUUUCUGCCAAAGAGCUAAUGCGAAUCUCCGGCACUACAAAAUCCGCUGUUGCUAGUAAUCUUGCUGAAGCCAUUUCGGGAGCCAUGACGAUCAGAGCUUUCGGGGAGGAAGAACGGUUCUUUUCAAAGCAUCUGGAGGUCAUUGAUGCAAAUGCAAGGCCAGAGUUCCAUAAUUUUUCAGCCAAUGAGUGGUUGAUACAACGUCUAGAAAUGCUGUGCGCCAUUGUUCUUUCAUCCUCAACCCUUGCCAUGACUAUGCUUCCUCAUGGAUCUUCUUCGUCCGGGUUUGUUGGCAUGGCACUAUCCUACGGCCUUUCAUUAAAUGUUUUCUUGGUUUCUUCAGUUCAGUUACAGUGCUUGCUAGCAAAUUUAAUUGUGUCUGUAGAAAGGCUAGAACAGUACAUGCAUAUUCCUAGUGAAGCUCCAGAGAUAAUUGAAAGUAUUCGACCUCCGCAGGAUUGGCCGUCUGUUGGCAAAGUGGAGAUAUAUAAUUUGCAGGUUCGAUAUCGGCCCAAUGCACCUCUAGUUCUUCAGGGGAUAAGUUGCAUAUUUGAAGGAGGUCAAAAAAUAGGGAUAGUUGGUAGGACUGGUAGUGGAAAAUCAUCUCUUAUCACUUCUUUAUUUCGUUUAGUGGAGCCUGCAGAUGGGAAAAUCUUCAUAGAUGAUCUUAACAUCUCCACAAUUGGACUCCAUGAUCUAAGGUCUCAUCUAGGUAUAAUCCCGCAAGAUCCUACACUUUUCAGCGGUUCAGUCAGAUACAAUCUAGACCCUUUAUCCCUGCAUACUGAUAGAGAAAUUUGGGAGGUUCUUGGAAAGUGCCAACUUCGAGAGGCUGUUAAAGAGAAAGGAGAAGGGUUGGAUUCGUUAGUUGUGCAAGAUGGGUCAAACUGGAGCAUGGGACAAAGACAAUUGUUUUGUCUGGGACGUGCAUUAUUGAAGAGAAGCAGGAUAGUGGUGUUAGAUGAAGCCACAGCAUCAAUGGACAAUCAAACGGAUUUGAUUCUACAGAGAAGUAUACGAACAGAAUUUGCAGAGAGUACAGUGAUAACAGUAGCUCACAGAAUACCCACCGUAAUGGAUUGCGACAUGGUGGUUGGUAUUAGUGAUGGAAAGUUAAUAGAGUACGAUGAGCCGAUGAAGCUAAUGAGCAGACAGGGAUCACUAUUCGGACAGCUUGUUAAGGAAUAUUGGUCUCACAAUGCAGUCGCCAAUUGACACUCUCCUAAUUUUUUGUUUGAGGAGAGGAAGAACAAGUUUUGGUUUUUCUUAAAUAUUGCCUGUAGAGUGACUUCAUUUAUUUUGUAUUAUCGUUUUA